Molecule: messenger RNA, 3737 nt
Organism: Didymodactylos carnosus
Lineage: Eukaryota; Metazoa; Rotifera; Eurotatoria; Philodinida; Philodinidae
Source: the annotation of a GenBank genome assembly
CCAAACUACUGUCUGUUAAAAAAAAUAAGGUACGUGACUAUUUUUUAAAUAACUGGAGAACGAAAAGAGAUAAAACGUUGCGGUUUUCACCAUUCGAAAGAGGAGACUUGAAGGCAUGUUUUCAUAAUCAAGAUUUUUUCAGAAGAGUAUUCUGGAACGGGUUCUUCAGAAGAUCUUCGAAAAACCAGACGUUUUUUUGUCGUGUAAACGUUUUCCAGUAGGACUGUAUUAAUCUUUUUCCAUGGGCGUAUAGGAUGGAGGACCUUCUUCAAAAUAGGUGUCAAGCAAGACCUUGAUUUUCUGCUGUUCGAGCGUUAUAUCGCAUUUCCUACGAGUCCCAGGACUGGCACCCGGUUACUAUUGGUCUUGAAGACGGUUGAACCAUGGAUAAUCGACCAUGCUGAGUCUCGUGGCAGUAUUUGUUUUGAGAAAAAAUUUCAAAAAUCUACCGAAAAACGAGUUGUACGAAAAAUAGGGUUUUCAGGCGGUUUUCACCUAUUAUUAAAAUAUUCACUAUUCACUCAAAAACAUCAGAAUGGCUUCACCACUUUAGAAUGUAGAGUAUUUAAGCUAUUUUAUAUCCUAUUCUCAAAAGAAAAUUUUCAGAACUCUAAGGUUUUCAAAAAGGGCUUCUGGAAAACCUAUUCAUAAAAGUGUACCUUUUUUAUUUCUUCGGCCUUAUAAUCACGUUUAGCGAACAACGUUAAUUAUAUUUCUUGAAGUUUUGAAGCCGUUCCGAAGUUUUUUGAGUGAAUAGUGAGUUUCUCAAUAAUGGGUGAAAACCGUCUGUAAUCCACCGUGCUAUCCGCCCAUGGAAAAAAAUUAAUACAGUCCUACUGGAAAACGUUUACACAACAAAAAAACGUCUGAUUUUUCGAGGAUCUUCUGGAGAACUCAUUUCAGAGAACUCUGCUGAAAAAAUCUUGAUUAUGAAAACAUGCCUUCAAGUCUCCUCUUUCGAAUGGUGAAAACCGCAACGUUUUAUCUCUUUUCGUUCUCCAGUUAUUUAAAAAAUAGUCAUAUGCCUUAUUUUUUUUAACAGACAGUAGUUUGGUGAAGGUAACUAAAUUACACACACGCUGAAACAAAUCUAAUUUUCAAUAUUUUAUUUGUGUAGAGACGAUAUAUGGUACAAACGUCAUUGUCUAUUACAACCGAAUAUAAAAUAUUUGGAACCAUCUUUAUCGUUACGUCGUACAUUGUUAUCAUUAUAUGAAUAUAAACACAAGAAAAAUAUUUAUACACAUGAAAUAUCUGAAUGUUGGUUACAGAGUGCUCGUAUUGCUCGCUCAGCGAAUAAUUCUAUGGCAGCCAUUGCAUCGUUAAUGAAAGCGAGUAAUACACAUCCAAUUGAAGUUGUUAUUGAACGCGCACAAUGGAUGUGGGAUAAAGGUGAAAAAGAUCGUGCUGUUAUGAGUUUAAAACAAAAACGAAAUGAAAUAUUUGCUAUUAAUUCAAACCGAACACCAGCAGCAGCAACCAGUAUAACUCAAAAUCAUCCAGUAUCAACUGAUUUAAAAGCUCGUCUAUGUUUAUUAUUGGCUCGUUAUAGUGAACAAAAUUCUCCCAGUGAACUUGUGAUUGAAAUGUAUACAUCUGUUCAAGAAUUAGCUCCACAUUGGGAAGAAGUACAUUUUUAUUUUGGUCAAUAUUAUGAUACUCUCGUAUCGACAACACUCGAUUCUGAUCAAUCUUCAACAACCACGACCAGUACAACAACAACAAAUAAUUUUUUAAUAUCAUCUCAUUUAAGUACAGAGAAAAAAAUUAAUUUAUUUAAAUAUAUCAAAUCAACAAUCAAUGGUUAUUGUGUAUCAUUAAAAUAUGGUAGUGAAUAUAUUUAUCAAUCAUUGACACGCCUAUUAACAAUGUGGUUAGAUUUUGGUACAGAUGUUUAUGCAUUACAAUUAAAAACAACUACUCAUUCAACUCGUCAUGUUCAAACAACUCAUUCUAAUACCGAUAUAACAUUAGAAAAUUUAGCAAAACAAACAUUAAAAGAAAUUAAUGAUAUUAUUAUAGAAUGGAUUAAACAUGUUCCAUUAUACAUUUUUCUAGUAUCAUUUCCUCAAUUAGUAUCACGUAUUUGUCAUUCACAUAAGGAUGUUUCAAUUGUUUUAAAUCAAAUAUUACUCAAUGUUUUUAUGGCUUAUCCACAUCAAACAAUGUGGAUGAUGGUUAAUGUUUAUAAUUCAACACAUUUAGCAAGAAAAGAAAAAUGUGCUUCAAUAUUUAGUCUAGCUAUAAAAGCAAAUUCAAAAUUAGGAAAAUUUAUUGAAGAUUCACAAGCUUUAACUAAACGUUUAGAUGAAUUAUGUUUAAAAGAAUUAGAAUUUGGUAUUAAUAAAUGUAGUUUACAAGCACAUUUUAAACCGUUAAAACGAUUAGUAGAAUCAAGUAAUUUUUCACAAAUAUUAAUUCCAUUACAAUCUCAAAUGCAAGUAAGUUUACCACCACCGUCAACAACAAUUGGUACACAUAAUUCAUGUGAAAAAACAACAACAAUAUCAUCGACAAAUCGACGAACAUCCAAUUCUAAAAAAUCAACAACAAAUGAAACAAAUAGUACACUUGUUGAAUCAAAACAUGAACCAUUUCCAAAUGUACCAUUAUAUUUACAAAGUUUUGAUGAUACAGUAGAAGUUUUAUCAUCGUUACAAAAACCCAAAAAAAUUGUUUUACGUGGUAGUGAUGGACAAGCAUAUCCAUUUUUAUGUAAAUCACGUGAUGAUUUACGUGUUGAUUCACGUUUUCUUGAAUUUUGUUCAAUAUUUAAUAAAUGUUUAAAAAAACAUGGUGAAUCAAGACGACGACAAUUGUAUAUUCGUACAUAUGCCGUUCAUCCAAUACAUGAACGAUGUGGUCUUAUUGAAUGGAUACCAAAUUUAUGUACAUUUCGUACAAUUGUUAAUAAAUAUUAUCGACAACGUGGUGUUGAUUUAACAAAUCGUGAAUUAAAAAAUUUAGCAGCUGAUAAAACAAAAACAAUAGCACAAAAAUUAGAUAAUUUUACUCAAAAAUUAUUAAAACAACAUCAACCACCCGUAUUUCAUCAAUAUUUUUUUGAUAUUUAUCCUGAUCCAAAUCGAUGGUAUAUUAAUCGUUUAAAUUAUAGUCGAACAACAGCCGUUAUUAGUAUUAUUGGUUAUAUUUUAGGUUUAGGUGAUAGACAUUGUGAAAAUAUUUUAUUAGAUAGUUGCUCGGGUGAUACGGUUCAUGUAGAUUUUAAUUGUUUAUUUAAUAAAGGUACAACAUUUGAAAUUCCUGAAAAAGUUCCAUUUCGUUUAACACAUAAUCUUGUUGAUGGAAUGGGUCCACUUGGAGUUGAAGGUGUUUAUCGUAAAACAUGUGAAAUAACAUUACAUUUAAUUCGAGAUGAAAAAGAAUUAUUAAUGUCUGUUUUAAAAACAUUUGUCUAUGAUCCAUUAGUGGAAUGGAAAUCAUCUCGAGAACAAGAUACAACAGCAACAAGAAAAGCAAUUGGUGGAGAUGGUGGAGAAAUUGUCAAUUCAAAAAAUUGUCAAAAAUGUCUUGAUCCCUGCCCUGGUCCAAGGACGGCACAAUUACAUGUAAAAAAUAUUAUGGAUCGUGUACGUGGUUUUUGUAUUGAUACAAGAAAUUCUAAGCAUAUUCCAUUACCAUUGUCAGUCGAAGGACAAGUAAAUCAUUUAAUUCAGGAAGCGACAGAUAAUCAUUUAUUAAGUCAGAUGUUUAUUGGAUGGGCAGCAUAUUUAUAA